This is a messenger RNA of Morone saxatilis (striped sea-bass), 1813 nucleotides long. Its product is annotated as sialic acid-binding Ig-like lectin 5. The transcript has 6 exons. Lineage: Eukaryota; Metazoa; Chordata; Actinopteri; Moronidae. The record is from RefSeq and is a predicted model, not a curated record. The annotation marks the transcript as partial.
CCUAAAAUCACCUGGACGUGGAAAGGAACAGGAGAGAACGACUCUCCCAUCACAGGAAACAUCACUAAGUUCAAGACUGAGAAUCUGACUGCUGUCACACAGAGACACCACUCAACUUUGACCUUUAACCCUUCACCUGAACACCAUGGCACCAAUGUCACCUGUAAGGUCAGCUUCACAAACAACAUCACUACAGAGGAGACAGUGACUUUGAAUGUGACCUAUAUGAAACCUGUAAUCACUGGGAAUACAACUGUUAAGGUGGGACAUGCUCUGAAUCUGACCUGCAGAGUUGAAAGUUUUCCUCUGUCUAAUAUCACAUGGACACUUGGAUGGUUCCAAACACAAACCUGCUCAGUGAACCUAAUACACCUGCAGAACAACACUGGAUCAGCAACACUUGUCAUCCAUAAUGUGACAGCAGAACAUUCUGGACAGUACAUCUGUACAGCACAACAUCUGGACAUGACUGUGACUGUAUUUGCUGAUGUAACUGUGACUUGGAUUUCGAAGAUCUUUAAAAACUCUGGAUGUAAGGUUCAAUCGCAGGUCCAGACCUGUGUGUGUAUCAGUGAGGGGUUUCCUUUACCCACCAUCAGAUGGCCGUUGUUGAAGAACCAUGCUGAGUACUUUGUAAUUACCACCGUGUCAAACCACACAGUCAACAGCACCGUCAGCCUAACUGUAAAAGACAGCAACGCUACUGUUGAGUGUGUCAGCAGCAAUGAACAUGGGGAAGCAAAACAAAACUUCACAAUUAUAAUAAAUAGUUAUAAUGAUAAGGAAAAGUUGAAACCAGAAGAUCUCCUCUCUCAAUUGUUAAUAAUUGUGCAGCCACCAGUCAUCAUCGCGUUUGUGAUUGGGAUUCUUCUGUCAGCCACCAUCUGCUGGUUGGCCAGAAAAUGCCACAGAAAAAAGCAGAAGAGCUCCGGAAAUACGGUUGAAAACCUGGAGAUGGUGACUACUAAAGUGGUCCCGCUGAUGGAUGCUGGUCAAUCAGUGGAAAAUUAUGAGACCCAUGGCCAAGAGGCAGCUGAGGGAGAAGCCGAGGCUGCUGGGCAAUCAGCCCCCAACGGUGACGUGGAACCCAAAGAGGCAGAAUACUCUGACAUUGACUUCUCCAAGUUUACCAGGAAGAGUCCCACAGGGACAGAGAAUGCGCAAGAGAUCGCAGAGACAGAGUAUGCUGAAAUUAAGACAGAAGAAAGAGGGGAGAGAGAAGACAAUGCUGGCGAGGAUGGUGAAAACUUGAGCAAUCAAGAGGAGGUGGUGAUGAUAGGGGAAGAUAAUGAGACAAGAGAGUGUAGAGUUGCAGGAGAGGAGGAUGUGGCAGUGUAUUCCAAUGUAAAGGAAAUAAUGGCUGAGAUCUGAGGACUGUAGCUUUGUGAAGUCACUUAUGGAUAAAUGUAUUUUUUUAUUGGUGAAGAAAGGCGAAACAUGAUGAGUGAUUUAACAUAGACAGUUGUGACAUAUAACAUACAUACAGUGAAACAUUGUGCAUUACAUUAAACUGAGGAUAGGAGCAGAAAAACUUAUAUAGUGAAGAAAUUCAUCUUUAAGAUGUGAUGAUUUCAAGGAAAAUAUUUUUACAUUUUGUAUUCUUGUGCAAACAAGCUUGUCUAACACAGGAUUUAUUUACACUGUAUCGAGUAGAAUUGACAGCUUUAUGUACCAGAUAAGCUUAUUAUUAUUUUUAGACAAUACAUUACUUUUUAAGAAAUAAAUGCAGCUGAAAUUGUGUGUCAUCACGCUUUUUAUGUUUGAUUAAUUAUUGAGUGUUGUAGAUAUAGCUAUAAUUUUUUAGUGUGUUAUU